Messenger RNA from Vicia faba (fava bean), 360 nucleotides. NCBI's taxonomy places the organism in Eukaryota, Viridiplantae, Streptophyta, Magnoliopsida, Fabales, Fabaceae. The record is from the annotation of a GenBank genome assembly.
AUGCGUGUUUUAAAUAGGGCGCAUUUAUUGGAAUCUUGCUGUUACGAAUUCACAGAGCAGAGGACCGAAAUCUUAAACCGAAAAUUUGAGAGAGAAACUAAGACUUCAUCGCACGAUUCACUGCCGAGCUUUGCCUCUGAGUUCGAUACCUUCAAGUCCCUGCACUUGCAAAUCCGCCUCAGCAAAGCCGCUCCGCCUCACGCCACACAAUUGACGUACCGCACAGCACCAUCGGGUCCUUCAUCUGACGAGCUCCAAGGCUUCACCGUUGAACCUCCGCGCACACAUCACCAGAUUAUCCGUCACGCUUAUCACGCCGCAAUAACAACGCCCGCCGGAGACCUCUCUCGUCACCGCUAA